Messenger RNA from Drosophila gunungcola (fruit fly), 1854 nucleotides. RefSeq lists its product as uncharacterized. The record is from RefSeq and is a predicted model, not a curated record. Bases 60 to 1016 code for a protein of 318 amino acids. NCBI's taxonomy places the organism in Eukaryota, Metazoa, Arthropoda, Insecta, Diptera, Drosophilidae. The transcript has a single exon.
ACAUUGUUCUUCAGUAAAAUAUUUACAUCUUUUUACUACAAUAUUUUAGCAAAGUAUUUAUGAUGGAGAGGCUUAACGAUGACUGCGUGUGCAACAUAUUAGAGUUCCUGCCCCUAGUGGAGCAGAUAAAGAUGGCACGACUGGCACCGCGAUUCCAGGAGCUCCUCUGCCUGAUUGUGUGGCGCAAGCCGCGCUACCGGAAGGUUUCCGUAUCCGAUUCCAUGCUGGAGCCGCUCUGCAAGGAGGACUAUGUAUACUUCUUCGAGCUUACAAGCCCGGCGAUGGAGGAGCUGUACAUAUGGAACGUGCACAAGAAGGCCUUCGACUCGUACUUGGGUCGCCACCUGAUGAGACCUGAACUGGCGUUCUACCUGCGCAGGGACUACAGCAAUCUCCGCGAGCUCUGCAUCGCGGACGAGAGCAUGAACAACAGCAUGAUCAACACGAUCGCCAAAAGCUGUCGCCGGCUGCGCAGCCUGAGCGUUUCCAGCGCCUACGUCACGGGGAAGCAUAUCGCUGGUCUGGCGAACCUGGAAUCCCUGGUGGCGCCCGAGUGCUCCGUGGAACGCGUAUACCUGGCUGAGCUGCUGGAACAGCUGCCUCUGAAGCACUUGGACCUCACCUCGAACCGACAUCCGGUGGAGGCGACUAUUCUGCAGGCCGAGGGCAGCAAACGACUGCAGCGCCUCGGCCUGUCGGAUGCCCAGGACUAUGGGUUCCCCCUGGCCGACAGCCUGCCUCAACUGACCCAGCUUGUGGUCAGCUACCACAAAAUCAGCCCCCAGAAUCAGCUGGCCAUGCUGGACACGACGCGAAAGCGUGUGGCGGAAUCCGUGGGUAAGUUUCCCAAGCGCCUGCAAUCUAUAUUGUGCAACGUGGUGGAUGUGGAGGUGGCCCUCGAGCAGAUUGCAGGCCUUGAGAAGCGCCACCCAAGGGACACACCAAAGUUCAACGAGCUGCUAAAGAUCAUGUACUUCUUGUCGAAUCCGCAGGGCGGAGAUAAGAAAUCACCUUGAGAUUGCAGGGGAUCUUCGUCAAAUCUUGACCCCCAUGUUUGCCCCUGUAUAUAAUUAAAUAGGUACUAGACGUCAUCCAAGUGACAAAUGGAACUGAUAUGUUUAUCUGUUACCAGCUGCUCCUUGGGGUAAUUAUGUGUCUUCGCAGAUAAGGCUUGUUAUUUUUGUUUACCAAUAAGUUUUCGGCGCCACGUUCAAACAAUCAGAUCAGUUUUUGAAAGCUACACCAAAUAAUUGUUUACUUUACUCUUGCAAAGAGUAUUAAACUUUUCCGCAGAUACCAUACCAAGUAUUUCAAAUAUAAAAUAUUAUAGUCGUUUUGUGUUAUUCGUUUUUAAUGUGUCCGUAAUUUUUUUAAGUUUUUCCGGUAGCCCUUAAUAAAACGAUAACGGAAACAUACUUUGGAAAGCCGAAGCUUAGUACCCUUUCGUACCGAAAAUCGACUAGGGAGUUUGGCUAAUAUAGGAUUUUCAAUCUGCGAUCACGAAAUAGCCGGUAUACGUUAUAACAUCAUGUAAGGCAGAAAACAUAGAGAUAUGCAUAAUUUUAUUCGAAUGCAAAAUUUAUCUAAUUUUCCAUAACCGUUCUUGCUGCUUUAUGAUAAAGUAGCCCGAUCGGCAAGAUUUUGUAGCUUAAUGGUUUUUUGUUGAUAGCUUUUACAGUUCGCGAUUAAUCUGUAUAUGACUGUGUUAAAUAAAAUUAUUGUUUGAUAAAAAUAAACAUGUUUUAAAAAAUGUAUCCUAUCUUUCCUUUGUCACUUUUUUACUUCCACAUAUAAAAAGACUGCUCCAAAAGUUCAUAAGUUUUGAAAAACCAGUUCUAAAAUCACAAGUAUAUU